AUGGAGAAAUCGGUGUUAACCAUCUCGUCCCAUGUGAUACACGGAUAUGUAGGAAACAAAGCUAUAGUGUUCCCGUUGCAGAUAAAAGGAUGGGAAGUGGACAAUUUGAACACAGUUAAUUAUUCCAAUCAUACUGGAUAUGGAAUUUUCAAAGGAUCAGUCAUAUCUAACGAGCUUCUCAAAAAGUUACUCGAUUCACCACCUUCAUCCUUUUUGAUUACAGGUUACUUGCCUAACAGUUCGGUGGUAGAUCAAUUAAAAGAUUAUUUACUCAACAAUCACAGAGUAUAUCUUCUUGACCCAAUAUUAGGCGAUGAGGGCCAGCUUUAUGUAGAUCCAAGUUGUGUUGAUCUGUAUAGGGAACUACUUAAUGAAGUCAAGGUCGACAUUAUUACUCCUAACCACUUCGAAUUGGAAUUGUUGACCGACAGUAAGAUACAAGACCACGAUCAAUUGAUACUAGCUAUUGAAAACUUGAAACGAAAAAUCAAGUUUGUCGUUAUCACUAGCUAUCAGGUGGGAGAAUUCAUUUACUGUCUAGUCGCCGCCCAAGGAAACGAGAGUAUUAAGGGAUUUAAAAUCCCAAUAAUAGAUGGGUAUUUCACAGGUGUGGGGGACUUGUUCACAGCAUUAUUAAUAGACAAAUUGUAUGAUCUGUAUUACACAGACCUUGAAAACAAAGACGCCUUAGAGAGUCUUUGUAAAGCAGUGAACCAGGUUCUUUCUAUAAUGGAAAAGGUCCUUCAUCAUACUUUCAAUACGGGACUUUCAAAAAAUAACGGCAAACACCCGAACAUGGGAACUCUAGAGAUAGGAAAAUUUGAAUUGAAUUUGAUAGAGGCAGUUCCUUUGUUUGAGAGUACCGAAGAGAACUUCGAGGUUUUCGAUUUUCAUGAGCUUAAGUUAGAUUAA
Messenger RNA from Yamadazyma jaroonii, 912 nucleotides. Lineage: Eukaryota; Fungi; Ascomycota; Pichiomycetes; Serinales; Debaryomycetaceae. The record is from the annotation of a GenBank genome assembly.